CCUCGCGCUCAGCUCAGAAUAGAGGCGAAAAAUCCAGCGAAAGCCAGACAGAGUGCUUCCUGACCUGAAACGUUCUGUACGCCAAGUUGUUUCCGAGCGUUCUGAGACAGAGGAAGGGAAUUUUCCUUUUGCGCAACUUUUCUUUUUUUUUUUAGAUUGUUAAUUUUUAUUUUGCACACACUGGGUCAGUGAAGUUGUGAUUAAUUUUUAGAGUUUAGACAGGGAGAGCAGCAGCAGUGCACGUCAGCCUCGCGCAGGGAGGAGCGGAGAAGAGGGCAGAAGUUUCCGCUGGGCUUGUUUUGUCACCGCGGGGCUGCUGGUGGUCAAUCCGCAGGAAUGUCGCACAAGGAGAGACCCGUUUUCUAUCGACAGGAGCUCAACAAAACCGUGUGGGAAGUCCCGCAGCGCUAUAAGAACCUGUCUCCGGUCGGCUCCGGUGCUUACGGAUCCGUGUGCUCGGCAUACGACGAGAAGACAGAGCUGAAGGUGGCGGUGAAGAAGCUGUCCAGGCCUUUCCAGUCCAUCAUCCACGCAAAGAGAACGUACAGAGAGCUGCGGCUGCUCAAACACAUGAAGCACGAGAAUGUGAUCGGCCUCUUAGAUGUUUUCACUCCAGCAACGAGCUUAGAAGAGUUCAAUGAUGUAUAUCUGGUGACACACCUGAUGGGAGCAGAUCUAAACAACAUCGUCAAGUGUCAGAAGCUGACAGACGACCAUGUCCAGUUUCUCAUUUACCAAAUUCUCAGAGGCCUAAAGUACAUCCACUCAGCAGAUAUAAUUCAUAGAGACCUUAAGCCCAGUAACCUAGCUGUUAAUGAAGACUGUGAGCUCAAGAUCCUUGACUUUGGUUUGGCGCGGCACACGGAUGACGAGAUGACGGGAUACGUAGCCACGCGGUGGUACCGAGCUCCUGAGAUCAUGCUCAACUGGAUGCACUACAACAUGACGGUGGACAUCUGGUCGGUUGGAUGCAUCAUGGCGGAGCUGCUUACCGGACGGACGCUUUUUCCAGGCACAGACCAUAUAAACCAGCUGCAGCAGAUAAUGCGUCUGACGGGGACUCCCCCAGCCUCCCUCAUAAGCAGGAUGCCCAGCCAUGAGGCAAGGAACUACAUUAACUCUCUUCCUCACAUGCCCAAGAGGAACUUUGCUGAUGUGUUCAUUGGUGCCAACCCUCUUGCUGUGGACUUGCUGGAGAAGAUGCUGGUGCUGGACACGGAUAAGCGGAUCACAGCGUCGGAGGCUCUGGUCCACCCAUACUUCUCUCAGUACCACGACCCGGACGACGAGCCCGAGGCGGAGCCUUACGACCAGAGCUUUGAAAGUCGCGAUUUGGAAAUAGAGGAGUGGAAGAGCCUAACCUAUGAUGAGGUCCUCAGCUUCGAGCCGCCUCCUUUAGAUGAUGAGAUGGAAUCCUGAGUGCCGAGGAGCAUUUAUCUUCCUCCUUAUUUUGUUUUUAUUAUUAUUUCAAAGGAACACUCUUUUAAAACUAUCAAUCUCAUGUGACUAUCCAUUUGUUUCCUGCUCACAUGCCACAACCACGACAUUCAAGUGCCUGCCGUCAUUCGUACCUUGGGACGUUGUGAUAACGGCAACAAAAAAAUCUCAAGGCCAACUUUAACUCAUGCUUUUUUUUUGCUUACAGCAUUUAAUUUGUAGUUUUUAAUUUUUAUUCAUCAUGCUGGGAAAAAAAAAAAAAAAAAAAAACAUACGUGCCAGUAUCUGAAAACAUUUGCUGGACACUUAUCUAAAGAUUCACAUUUAUAAGGUUUUAAUACUUAGGAGAUAGCACAGUGGAGGGGACACAUUUUUAAAGGUAGUUCUUCUUUUACCCCAAAUGAUUAGUUGAAAUGUUAUUUCUGUGUAGAUAUUACAGCAAACAGUAUUUGUACAUAAGUAUUUUAGAGAUAGUUGCGUACUCAUAGACACUUUAACGGAUCUCUUCGACAGUAUGAAUUUCAUUACCAGAGUUCAUCCUAAAAUGGCCUAAAUUGACAAUGUAUGUAAUUUAUACCAGGUGUGUACAGAAUAUGAGGGGAAAGUAUACAAAUAAUUCAGAUAUCUGGGAAAAAAAGAGGCUUUAUACUUUCUUAGCUUUGUUGACUUGUUGUUUUUUCUUUUUUUAGAAAAUGUUGCCUAUGAGAGUAUCACAUAUUCAUCCACUGUGUUUGUUUUUCUCCUCAUCCAUUUCUAAUAGCUCUACAGCUCCAAAAAUGAAUGUUUUAGCAGUCACCAAGCUCCAGUAUCACAGCACCAUGUUGAAGACAGGGUUGGCUUAGUAAUUUAUUCAGAUCUGAUGUUUUCCCGCGAGAGCAUCGGCUGACGGCAUAAUUUAAUCCUAUUUGCGUUUAAUAAACCAUAUUACAUUUAUUGUGUGUUGAAUGUUAUUGGGCACCUGUUUGCUCUGUAUUUAUGAUCCUCUUAUGUUGUUUGUAUAUCAGUGUAAAAGAGAAUGUUAUUUGUCAGAAUUUAGGGUUGUUUUUGUUAUUUAUGGAGAGUCUCUUGUGUCAGUAUCCAAAAGCAUCAAAUAUCUGAUUUUUUUUAUUUUUUUUUGGUUCCUCCUUUUUGGCCAAAGUGACUGCAGUUACAGUUUGUGUAUCUAAGCAGACAGAGAGCCAUGCAGUCUAAGUUUUGAUAUCACAAUUGGCUGAUAAUUGAGUCCAUACCAUCCUGCCCCUAUGAUAGGCACAGGUUCUGAAAUCUGGAGCCUUGAUAAUGUGUUCAUACCUCUAUAAGUUUUUUUUUUUAUCUUGUUACAUUUCAAAACUACAUUUAAUGUGUUUUUUAUUGAAAUUUUGUGUAUCUGUGAACCUUAGUUUUUCCUGUCAUGCCACACUUCUUUAAUUGGACUUUGACUAGGCUAUUCUUACACAUAAAGAUGCAUUGUGGGGUUUUUUUUUCCCAGUGGUGGAAAAUGUUUUUAUUGCAUAGCAUUUUACAUACUGAAAAAGGUCUACUGACCACAGAACCUCCCUCCACCUCUUGUCUGGAUCAUAAUCUGUGAAUUUCGCACUGUUGUCUGUUGGUCUAUCACAUGAAAUCUCGAUAAAAUAUGUUAAAGGUUGAGGUUAUAACAUGAUAGAAAGGACAAAAAGAAAAAGUUCCAAGGGUAUGAGCACUUUUGAAAUCGUUUACAGCAUCCUUCAGAUCACUGAAGCAAAGAAUUUACUUGCAGUAGGAGGGAAGCAUUUUUCCAGUCAAAUCAUAUUUCUAUGCUGCACAUUAUCGCACAGUUGCUCUGGCCAUGUCAUCCGAACAUCGUUGUAUAUCUCUUUCUUUUAAUUUCCCUUUGCUUAGUUCAUCUAGAUUUUACUUUUCCUGAUGCGCUAUUUUAUUCUGUGUUGAAUCCCAAUUGGAUGUCUGUGAUUUAUCCUGGGUUGAUUGUUUUAGGGAUUUUUAUUUUAUUAUAUUUGUAGUAGGUGGAUCACAAGCACCGAAAUGUUCAAUUAAUGGAAUAUUCAAACAGGGCACAUAAGUGGUUCUUUUCUCACUGCAUCCUGUAGGGCAGCGCUCAGGUCAUAUUUUUUUUUUAAACACAUAUUCAUCAAUCAAAUACAGAUCUUAAUCUCCAGGUCCAAAUGUCACAUUGAUUUGGUUUGCUUGCUUUACCUGAAAGAACUUUUAUGUAUUUUUCAGCGAGUUCUUCAUCCCAUUGUACUAAGACAGCAAGACCAUGCUUUCUGUAAAUAUAAAACCAUCAGAAAAUAAAGGCUACUAUUUUUCAAA
This is a messenger RNA of Cyprinodon tularosa, 3726 nucleotides long. It is a transcript of the gene mapk14b, whose product is annotated as mitogen-activated protein kinase 14b. Gene Ontology annotation, molecular function: MAP kinase activity; ATP binding. The transcript has 12 exons. Gene Ontology annotation, cellular component: cytoplasm; nucleus. The record is from RefSeq and is a predicted model, not a curated record. NCBI's taxonomy places the organism in Eukaryota, Metazoa, Chordata, Actinopteri, Cyprinodontiformes, Cyprinodontidae. Bases 337 to 1419 code for a protein of 360 amino acids. Gene Ontology annotation, biological process: intracellular signal transduction; protein phosphorylation.